AUGGUGGAGCGCGCAGCCUACCAGCGGUCGCGCAACGCGUCGCAACAGCGGCGGACGUCGCAGCAACAGCAGCAGCAGCACCAGCAGCAGCAGCACCAGCAAGGCCAGUCGCACAGUCAGGUCGCACAGCCGUCGCAGCAGCCGCAGUCGCAGCAACAAGAGCAGGCGCACAAUGUAAGCUCGGCGGCUCAGCCGCCAAACGCGCAGGCGCAGGCGCAGGCGCAGCCGGCGCAGCCCGCGCAGCAGAGGGCGCACCAGCGCGCGCUCCCCCCCCAGCAGCGGCAACCGGCGCAGCAGAAGCGGCAGCAGUUGCGCCAGACCGCGGUGCAACGGCGCACGGCGCAAGCUCAGGCCGCGCGACAAACUGCGGGGGAUGCGGGGAAGGCGCAACCUGGACAGGCGGAUCCGGGGAAGCCGCCGCAGGGUCAGGGGGGCCAUGGGAAGGCGCAACUGGCGGGGGGCGCAAACCCGCCAGCGCACGCCCCGCUUCCGCCCCUGCCGCGGAAGCAGCAGUCGCGGGUGCAAGCGCAGGGGGAGCAGCAGGGGGAAGCGCAGACAGAGCAGCAGGGGGGGCAUCAGGCGGGGCAGCAGGGGGGACAGCAUAGGGGGCAGCAAGGGGGGCAGGCGCAUAGGUUACAACAAGAAUCAUCACAGCAGCAACCAGAACCACACAGGCAGCAGCAUAAUUCCUCCGGGCAGGAUGCCACUCACGGGCAGGCGUCCGGGCAGACAAAAGGGCACCUUCAACCAGACGGGCAGGAGCCGGGGGGCCAACCCCAAGGGCACGGGCAGGGAACCGGGCAGAGUUCCGGGCAGGUUUCGGAGCAGCUGCCAAUGCACGAGGGCCAUGUGGAACAUGCGAUUCUGCCCGAGCGACCGGAUUGGCUGGAUGAUUACGAGAUAGUGGGGAAGAUAGGCGAGGGGACGUACGGGCUGGUGUAUCUUGCUAAGGACCGGCGCAAAGGCAAGGGGUCGGGGCGGUCGGCUCUUAAGAAGUUCAAACAGACCAAGGAGGGCGAUGGUGUUUCUCCCACUGCCAUUCGCGAGAUCAUGGACCAGCUAAGGAGUGGUGGAGCGAUGGGGGAGCAGAGGGGUGAGUGGGGAAGAGAGGGGACGUACGGAUUGGUGUAUCUGGCUAAGGACCGGCGCAAAGGCAAAGGGUCGGGGCGGUCGGCUUUGAAGAAGUUCAAACAGACCAAGGAGGGCGAUGGCGUGUCUCCCACUGCCAUUUGCGAGAUCAUGAGGUUAGGCGAGGGGACGCCUGAGAAGAUAGGCGAGGGGACGUACGGGUUGGUGUAUCUGGCUAAGGACCGGCGCAAGGGCAAGGGGUCGGGGCGGUCUGCUUUGAAGAAGUUCAAACAGACCAAGGAGGGCGAUGGCGUGUCUCCCACUGCCAUUCGCGAGAUCAUGACUUCUUUUGAGGCGCCUCAAAAGGAAUGGGAGGGGGAGUGCGCACACGAGAACAUGGUGUAUGUGCUCGAUAGACUUCUUUUGAGGCGCCUCAAAAGGAAUGGGAGGGGGAGUGCGCACACGAGAACAUGGUGUAUGUGCUCGAUAGACUUCUUUUGA
Closterium sp. Yama58-4 is the source of this 1569-nucleotide messenger RNA. NCBI's taxonomy places the organism in Eukaryota, Viridiplantae, Streptophyta, Zygnematophyceae, Desmidiales, Closteriaceae. The record is from the annotation of a GenBank genome assembly.